Danio aesculapii is the source of this 1183-nucleotide messenger RNA. RefSeq names its product gastrula zinc finger protein XlCGF8.2DB. The transcript has 2 exons. Gene Ontology annotation, biological process: regulation of transcription by RNA polymerase II. The coding region runs from base 108 to 1172 and encodes 354 amino acids. Gene Ontology annotation, molecular function: DNA-binding transcription factor activity, RNA polymerase II-specific; RNA polymerase II cis-regulatory region sequence-specific DNA binding. NCBI's taxonomy places the organism in Eukaryota, Metazoa, Chordata, Actinopteri, Cypriniformes, Danionidae. The record is from RefSeq and is a predicted model, not a curated record.
AGUCGGUUCAUUUGUAAAGAAUCAAAACGAUCAAGCGCGUUACUGUUACAACGGUUACUGACUCUGCUAUUGAAAUCUGACCAUAGCCGACUUGGUAUUAAGGAAACAUGGAGAUUGAGGGAAAGCCCUGCAGAAUAAAAGACGAAGAUACAGAGCUACAAAUAGUGGAAGCAAAUGAAGACAAACAGCAUCGCAUUCACAACAUACGUCCACACUUGACGUAUAAACAGAGUUUCACACUGAAUCAAGCUCAACAAGCUGGAGUUUGUUUUGGGGGAAAUGUGACUGAGCACAUGAGAAUAAACAGCAGGGUUAAAAAGUUCACGUGUCUUCAGUGUGGAAAGAGUUACGAGCAUAAUGGAAACUUUACAGUGCACAUGAGGAUUCACACUGGAGAAAGACCAUUCACAUGUACUGUUUGUGGAAAGAGCUUCGUUAGCAAAGGAAACCAUGAUAAGCAUUUCAGAAUUCAUACUGGAGAGCGACCAUUCACAUGUGAUCACUGUGGAAAGAGCUUUUACGACAAGGGAAAGUUUAAUGAACACAUGAAGAUUCACACUAGGGGUGAAGUCUUCACCUGCACUCAGUGUGGAAAGAGCUUCUUUCAGAAAGCAGGAUUGAAGAGUCAUCUGAAAUUUCACUCUGAGGAAAGACCGUUCGUGUGUUCUCAAUGUGGAAAGGGUUUCAAAACUGAAAGCAACCUCAAAAAUCAUCAGCUCAUUCACACUGGAGUGAGGUCGUUCAACUGUGAUCAGUGCGAUAAAACUUUCCUCCGUGCGUCAAACUUGAGGGAACACCUUAAAGUUCAUGCCGGACUGAAGCCUCAUGUUUGCUCCUUAUGUGGAAAGAGUUUUUCACGACGGACGACUUUAGGAGUUCACACGAGGAUUCACACUGGAGUGAGACCUUAUACGUGUUCAGACUGCGGGAAGAACUUUACUAUAUUAGGCGACUUAAAGAAACACCAGAGGGUUCACACUAGAGAGAAACCGCACAAGAGUUCACACUGUGUGAAGAGUUUACCUUCUACAGGACACCUGAAAAAUCAUGAGAGAGUUCACACUGGAGAAAAGCCAUAUGCGUGCUCCUUAUGUGGAAAGAGUUUCAGUCAGUUAGGUAGUCUACAGGUACAUGUAAAAUAUAAAAGCUGUUGCCUAAUUGUGCCUAAAUAAGCAAUGUUUCA